AUGCAACGACAACGGAUCAAUUUCGACCUCAACCAUGCUCGGAAUCGCAUGAGUCAGCGAACUCAUGAGGCGAGUUUGAUUGUGGGAAAGACCCGAGACCAUCACGAGAUCAGAAGCUCGUCUAAUGGGAACAUAUUCCAGACCCGUCUGGAGGGACAAGGACAUGAUUCUUCCGCUAGUUUGAGAAACGUCGAGCGCACAGGUUCUACUGUGGAUAGUACAACAUCUCUUUUGACGGAACCCGUUCAAUUGAGCGUCAGAUUCCACGAGAGUCGGACUUCCACACAAGACGUUAUUCUGGACCCGAAACUGGUGCCUGGUAUAAAGGACGGCACGAUAUGCGAAUUGGAGUCGCUGGAAGGCGUGGCGCGCAAGUUCUACUUUACAUUUCGAAUGCCGGACGUUUCGCUUGCGGGACUGGGCACUAAUUCGUUCAUUUCGUUGCAAUCUGGGCCAAUCCAACAAUUACUGGAUUUGAAGCUUAGGAGCCAGGUUUUGGUGCGGGUCAAAACACAAGAGGCCGUUGAGGCCGACGUUGCAGAGAUAUAUGUCAAAGACAUGCACUUGUCUCGCGGAGAUAUGUGGAAUUUAUCGUCGUUACUCACAGAACAGUGUUUGUACCGUUCACAGAAACUGUCCUUUUUGCACGGCUCUAUCAGGGCCACUGUGGGUAAGAUCUACAGAAACGGCCGCAAAGUGUUUUCGGGUUACAUCGGCAACAAUACCAAGGUUGUUUUCCGGUCAGAAUCGGCUCGGUUGAUUGUGUUUAUCCAGAUAUCUUCAGAAAUGUGGCAUUUCGAGGAGAGCGGUCAGCAGAUGUUCAAUAAGCUGGUGAAUUCUCUGCUGCCGCGUAUUUUCCAGCGAUGGAAGGAUCUCGGGACACACCAUCUUAUCACCAUUGUUCUCUUCAGCAGCGUGGACCUUAACACGGAAAAUACCCAGUACCGCGCAGGCGAGCUUUCCGGCAACAGAAAAGAUUAUUACCGGGUUGUUGUGGACCAGGUGAGUAUUUUGCUGUGGAACGAGAUAAUGGCUGCGCUUCGUCGCGCGUUUGCCAGUUUCUCCAAAGACACUCGACUCCAGAAGAACCCGCACAGAGACCAGCUUCAUCCCGAAGAAUAUGUCAUUCUAGGCAACUUUCUUCCCUCCGUGAAGGGUAACUUGCUCGAGGCAAUCAAUCUGGGGAUGAGUCUGAUUAGUGAUGACUUUAGAGACCCGGACUUGCGCCAUACCACCAACCAUUUCCUGUACAUUUCUCCCGGUACCGGUAUUUUCGACACCAACUACGACAUGUUGGUGCAAACCAGCAAGCUGAUGUCGACGAUCGACUCCACGAUUGACGUUCUGUGUCUGUCGCAGCCGCCGUUGCACGUUGUUCCUCUUGUGAGGUAUCUGGAUAACCAGAAGAAACUGAAACACUGCAUCCCCAGCUGGAUGGACAUCUCGUUCUGGAGCGACUCAACACAGGCCAUGCAGCAGUGGCUGCCCAGGUGCAAGAUCUACGAACUGCAGAUGAUGGGUGUGAUGGAGAACGAGCUAAGUGCGAUCAACGUCUCGGAGCUCAGUUUCCACAAUUCCAGGUCGAUCCAGGACGCCAUGGACGAUUACGACAAGGACCUGUUCAGCACCAAGGCCAGUGCAACGCUGCCAAAGAAAACGGCCUCCCGGUCGAAACAGCCGAUGCGGUCCAUCAGCGCGGGCGCCCGUAGCGGGUUCCAGCCGCCAGAACUCAGCACUUUCAAGGCCUCAUCGCCAACCACAUCGAACGUUGUUGGAGUCACCACGACGUCCAAGUCGAACGUGAGUGCAUUUUCGUCGCUGUUGUCCAUCACCAAGACAGAAACAAAAAAGACGUCGCCGAACGCGUUCGAGUUUGUGAAACGGAUCAUCUCGUCGCCUGGUGUCAAGAGUGUCUCUGUGAAGAACGACGAAGACGUUCCUAAACUGGACACAAUCUCUGUGUCUGAUCACUCUCCCAGAAUCAACAAGAUGGUUUCCGACUCUGCACUGAUGAGACCGUCGAUCAGAGUGCGCAAGAACGAGGAGCGCGAAAAGACUGGCAAGCAACGGCACGAGCGCCAGGAACGGAGCUCGCUGCUCAACAGUUUCUGGACACAGGUGGAGAACCCAUCCAACGCAGUGACCAGCGAGCUGAUCAGCAUGGUUUCCUACGGUAGAUGGCAGUUUGUGUUCCCACAGAACGUGAAACGCAAGAACAUCAAGUGGAAGUCGAUCUCCACGCCUGCUUCGCUGCCUCUCAUGACACCUAUUUUCCCGAGCGUUUCUGACUUCAACCAGAACUUCACGUUCCGGAUCUACGACGUGUUUUUAAGUCAGGACGACGUGAACGAGCGUCGCAACAGUCAGACAUUGAUGUGCAAGAUGAUCUCGUUGCGACUGACACUUGGGUUCCAGAUCUGUGUUGCCGAUAACGUUGCCAAGGUGGAGAACCAGCGCAAACCGAACGGCGACUCUAAGCUGUUGAUCCAGUAUCUGACCAAGAAGAACUACCUUGGUUCGCGGAUCUAUUUGAGUCUGUCGAACGAGAUCCACCGGAUUAGCUGCGAUUUCGACGGUCUGGUCAACGUCCAGGUGUACAAACGGAUGAUCCGUUCGGACGACGUUUUGACACACUCUUCUGCGACAGACUACGUUCCGUACGUUAGAACCAGAUACUCUCGGAAUUACUCCCAAAUGGUCAUCCAGGGACUGCAAGGAGAGCCACGGAACUACAACUGGAACCAACUGGACCAGCUGCUGGCGGGCUACGAAGAGGCCGUGGAGCCUGCCCAGCGCAAAAGCCACCGGAUCAAGUUUGUGAUUCUGCCAACAGAGAUCCCGUCAAACGCAUUCAACGUGGCGUCGGAGAAACUGACACCCGAGGAGAUCCGUCUGGAAGGAAUACGCUCGUUAAUCUCGAUAAUCAACCGGCUCAAGUACCGCACCGAGGCCGAGAAAAAGGAGCGCAAAAAGGUCGAGAUCAUUCCCGAAAUCAACUUCUACACGGGCAACCUGUUCAGCUAUCUGGACACUGUUUCUGCACAGUUGACUGGCGACACCACGCACGCGCUGUUCCAGAACACGCGGUUCGACCAGAAAGUGCCGCUGGCCAAGCUUGCACGGGCUAUCGAAGGAGACGAGGGGAUCCGCGUCGCGGAUCGUAAAUGGCACCUGCGCACACACCCCAACUGUUUUGUUGGGUCUGACCUGGUGAGCUGGAUGAUUGAGAAUUUUGAGGACAUCGACACGCGCGAACAGGCCGUGGAGUACGGCAACAAGCUGAUGGACCAGGGACUGUUCCGCCACGUGGAGUCGCGGCACAGGUUCCUGGACGGUCACUAUUUCUAUGAGCUGUUGAAAGAAACGGAGCCGGCUACCGUUUCGUCUCCGUCGACUUUGAGCACUACAGAUCGCAUCAAGAACCCGGAGUCGGUGGCCGAGACCGCGGAUGAGGACCAGGGCGCCAAAAAACGUGUUGUUCUCAGCCGCAAGGUGACCUGCGACCUCGACCCGAACAGACUCUCGUGGCAGCCAGAGCUGGUGACGGUGCACUACGACAUUGUGCACAACCCGGAACACUGUUUCCAUGUGCGACUGGAGUGGCUCAACAACACGUCCAAGCUGGUGGAGGACACCGUGAACAGCUGGGCCAAGCACUGCGAGCGGUACGGGCUGACUCUCGUGGAGGCUCCGUGGCAGGAGCUGUGCACGCUACCAACUAGAAACCCAUUGCACUCUACCGUGGACAUCUCGCUUGCUCUGGACCCCUGGACCGACCCAGAGUUCGAUGUCGACAUCCUCAAGGAGAACGUGUACUUCUUCCACCUGUGCAUCAUGGAAAAGUCCGGGUUCCUGCUGGACAACAGAACUGCCACCUAUUUCAGAAACGACAAUUUCGACGUGGUUUAUUCGUGGGGCAAGCCGACGUUCAAGUACGCGCAGUUCAUCCACAAGACGGGCGCGUAUAUCGCCGAGCUGCGAGAGAACGGCGGGUUCUUUUUGGCCCCCAACAACGCCCACGUUGCCAGAGUCAACCUCUCUGUCAGCCAGCAGGCCAAAAACAAGGCUGUGUACCUGGACUCGCAGGGAGUUAUGUUGGACUUUAUGUCGACGUGCCAGGACGCGGAGAAGCUGCGGGAGCUGUUCCGAGAAGCCCUGGAGCGCUACGAGGUGAGCAAAGACAUGGAGUAUGCUCUGUUUGACGAGGAGUUUGGACUCUCGUCGGAGAAUCUAUCCUGCGAUUCUGGCCAGUAUGGUGACCUUUCUAGCCACGUCCAAACCGUUGAGAUCGUCUCUUGGGUCUGGUUCGGUGUAGCCGAGGUUCUUGGCCACCUUGACGAUGUCGCUGAACUUGGACGUGUUUGGAGAGAUGGUGGAGUACUCGUUGAAGAUGUACGACAGAGUACCGGACAGGAUUCCCUCGAUACUUUGGAUCUCGUCGCCGGUGGCCACCAUUUCCUUCAAUGGGGAGAUGAGCGGCAAACCGGCGCCAACAGACGCCUCGUGGAAACACAAGCCGGUGUUCUCGGCGGCAAAGAUGUCGUUCCACAGAGUGAGCGAGCUGGAGAAGGCCUUUUUGUUUGGAGUGGCCACAGAAACACCGUUCUUCAAGAACAAUGGAUACGAGUUGGCCAGAGUCUCGUUGGAGGUGUUGUCGACGAGAAUAACCGGGAUAGGGCUCUGUUUGAGGUAUUCUGUUAG
Molecule: messenger RNA, 4701 nt
Organism: Ogataea philodendri
Lineage: Eukaryota; Fungi; Ascomycota; Pichiomycetes; Pichiales; Pichiaceae
Exons: 2
Coding region: 1-4701 (1566 amino acids)
Biological process (GO): positive regulation of autophagy; negative regulation of TORC1 signaling; intracellular signal transduction
Cellular component (GO): GATOR1 complex
Molecular function (GO): GTPase activator activity
Source: RefSeq, a predicted model, not a curated record